This is a messenger RNA of Closterium sp. Naga37s-1, 2415 nucleotides long. The record is from the annotation of a GenBank genome assembly. NCBI's taxonomy places the organism in Eukaryota, Viridiplantae, Streptophyta, Zygnematophyceae, Desmidiales, Closteriaceae.
AUGAAGAGCCUCGACAUUUAUUCAGGGGUAUUUACCCAUGUAAUCGACCUUGCGGUGGAGGUUAGCUGCACCACCAUCGACCAGCUGCUGAGGGGAAUCGGCGCGGGCUGCCCGAAAUUGGAAAGGUUGAAGCUGGUCUCGUUGCGCGGCGACCCGCGGUUUCAGAUCAACCCCGCGCCUUGGAGGAAGCUCGCGCGGCAAUGCCCCCGCAUAACGUCACUGGAGCUCGACUCCCCACUCUACCGGAGUUACAACGAGUUCAACGAAACUCCGCCUCCCCCAGUAGACGCCUUCCCUGCACUGCGCUCACUCACCCUCCUCUACGAGCCGUCGCACUACCGCUUCAUCUCCCGCUGCUCCUCCCUCACCUCCCUCACCCUCUGGCGACCCGACGCCUUCGCCCUCUUCUCCCUCGCCUCUUCCUCGUCCCCUCUCCGCCUCUCCCUCUCCUCCCUCACCAUCCACUCCGCUUGGCUCGAAGCCGCACUCACGCCCCUCGCCGCCUUCCCCCGCCUCGCCUCUCUCGCCUUCCACUCCUGCAGCAUCGACCCCUGUGAGCUGCACGCCCUCUCUCGCUCCCUCCACACGCUCACCCACCUCGACAUCCACGACUGUCCCUUGGUCUCCAGUCAUUCCCUCGCUGCCUUGGCUGAAACCAACCCCGCUCUCUCCUCCCUCUCCCUCCACUCCACCUCCUACCCUCUCUUCGCCGCUCAAGGCCUCCGGAACGUGCUCCGCUCGGUUUCCUCCCGCCUCCACACCCUCACUCUCUCCGGGCUGCCCUCGUUCCGCCCCGGCUUGCUUGCACGCUGCAGCGGUCUGAAGCGGCUCACGGUGAGAGGAAGGGGGGAGGCGAGGGAGAGUGUAUCGCCCUCUGAGUCACCGCAGAAGCCGUCUUUGGAGGGUCUUGUGGCCAUGCUGGUGCGCGUGGAGCAGAGGGCAGGCGGCGGAGGAAUGGAGGGAGGGGACGGUGUAGUGGAGAGAGGGGACGGGGAGAUGGUUGUGGGGCACGAGGGGGGCGGAGGCUCAGCUGCUUCUGCUUCAGCAGCAGCAGCAGCAGCAGCAGAAGAAACACCAGAAGAAGCAACAGCAGCAGGAGCAGCAGCAGAAACAACAGCAGAAGAAGGCACGGCAGUGGCCGCUGAUAAGGGGACGAGGGGCAACAGGAACCGGCGGUACUACCUGGAUAUCCGUGCAGAAGCAGCAGCAGCACGCGCGGACACGGUCGCAGCAAUCGACGAGUCAAGGGCCCUGCUGACGACCGCUCGGCAGAAGCUCAGGAAAGCAGCUUCGGAAGCCCUGCAGACCCGCCGCAUGCACGGGGAGGCUGCCCUCGCGAAUAUCCGGCAGGCCGUCAUUCUGGUGCGAGCCGCCAUGUCUCUGUGCCGGUGCUUGCGCGUGGCUGUGGCCCACGUGGACGGCCGGGCUGCACGCGAGAAGGCACUGGCAAAGGUCGGUUCUGCUGCUGAGUCUGCAGGGUUCUUCACUGCAGCAGUGGAUUGUGAGAGAGAGGAGGGCGAACGGGAGAGGGAGGGGCAGGGGGGAGGAGGAGGGGGGGAGGUAGAAGGGCUGGUGAAUUUCACCCCUGAGAGUGACCUGCCGGCUGAUCUGGCGGAGGUGAGUGAGACGCUGCUGGGGGAGCAGACGGGUAUGUGGCCGGCGUUUGUGGCUGUGUCGCGAGCAGAGGCGCGCGCGCUGCUGCAUGCGCAGACGGAACAGCUGGUGGAGCACAUGGAGGCCAUCACUGCAGCAGCAGAUGGGGCGGCAGCAGAUGGGGCGGCAGCAGAUGGGGCGGCAGCAGAUGGGGCGGCAGCAGAUGGGGCGGCAGCAGAUGGGGCGGCAGCAGAUGGGGCAGCAGCGCAGGAGCUAACUAGUGCAGAAGGAGAAUCAGGAGGCCAGUGGUUCGCCUCCACAUGUGACCCGUCCUGGAUGCCUUCCCCCCUCCUCUCUGCCUCGCCCCUCAUGUGCCCCUUUUCCCACACUUCCUCACCCCACGCUUCCCUCCCUUCAUCGUCCUCCUCCCCCAAUCCUGUUCCAAGCGUGAGCAGCGAGCCACAGUCCUUCAAAGCUCUCGCACGGGCUGCUGUGUGUGGAAGGCUCAAAAGCCUGGCUCUCGUGAACUGCACUGGACUGGGGGAGCGGCAGCUGGUGAGGCUGCUCAGUGCAUGUGGCAUACUGGAGGAGCUGAGGGUGGAAGGCAGUGAUGGGUUCUCAGACACAGUGAUUGCACGGAGUCAACUGGAGGUGUUGACUCGGUUGACUGUGGUGGGGAGCGGUGGAGUCACUGCAGAUGGCAUUGGCGGGCUGCUAGGGAACGUGCCAAGGCUGCGGUACUUGAAGGUGGAGGCGAGUAAGGUUUCUGAAAGGGCUCGCCGGGAGUUGCUUCGUGCAGGAGUGGUUGUUAGGGGAGUGUGA